Messenger RNA from Pan troglodytes (chimpanzee), 4073 nucleotides. RefSeq names its product UDP glycosyltransferase 8 (gene UGT8). Gene Ontology annotation, cellular component: endoplasmic reticulum. NCBI's taxonomy places the organism in Eukaryota, Metazoa, Chordata, Mammalia, Primates, Hominidae. Gene Ontology annotation, biological process: galactosylceramide biosynthetic process. The record is from RefSeq and is a predicted model, not a curated record. Gene Ontology annotation, molecular function: N-acylsphingosine galactosyltransferase activity. The transcript has 6 exons. The coding region runs from base 512 to 2137 and encodes 541 amino acids.
GCUCAGCAGACGACUGGCCGGAUCCCAGCGCGCUGCCCCUUGCCCAGCCUGCGAGCGCGUGGUACGAAGGCGCGUCUGCAUCCAUGCCCCAGCCGGGGGAGCUGGAGGCGCUCGCAGUCAGAGGCGAGUGAUGCUAGGCUGAGCGCGUGGCGGCCCGUGUCGUGCCCCGCUGAGCCAAGUGCGGAAGGGCAGCGGCGCGCUCCAGCUCUGCUCGCCGCGCGCAGGGCGGGGCGCGGCUGGGGGGCGGGGGGCCUGGCCGCCUGCUGGGAGCUGCGGACGAGCAGGCGCGCUGCGGACCCGAGGGAGGACACGGUUAAAGCAUUGCUAUCAACUGUGAACGCAGAGAGCCCUCCUUAGCCAACACGCUAACUCCGAAGCCUCCCUUACGCCCCCGAACCACCGAAAGCGGCGACACCUGAUUCAGCGCACAAACACAGGUCCCUUCUGUCCCGGAUACAAUUACGCGGCAGACACACACUCAAACUCGCGCGGGGCAGCCAAGAGACGAGCUAUGAAGUCUUACACUCCAUAUUUCAUUCUCCUGUGGAGUGCUGUUGGGAUAGCGAAGGCUGCCAAAAUCAUCAUCGUGCCGCCAAUUAUGUUUGAAAGCCAUAUGUACAUUUUCAAGACGCUAGCCUCAGCCUUGCACGAGAGAGGCCACCAUACAGUGUUCCUCCUCUCUGAAGGCAGAGACAUCGCCCCAUCUAAUCAUUACAGCCUCCAGCGCUACCCAGGGAUCUUUAACAGUACCACCUCAGAUGCUUUCCUACAGUCCAAGAUGCGGAAUAUUUUCUCUGGGAGAUUGACAGCAAUCGAACUGUUUGACAUACUGGAUCACUAUACUAAGAACUGUGACAUGAUGGUUGGCAACCAUGCCCUGAUCCAGGGUCUGAAGAAAGAAAAAUUUGACCUGCUGCUGGUGGACCCUAAUGAUAUGUGUGGAUUUGUUAUAGCUCAUCUUUUAGGGGUUAAAUAUGCUGUAUUUUCAACUGGCCUUUGGUAUCCUGCUGAAGUGGGUGCUCCUGCUCCAUUAGCAUACGUCCCAGAGUUUAACUCACUCCUCACAGACCGCAUGAACUUGCUGCAAAGGAUGAAAAAUACUGGUGUUUACCUCAUUUCCAGAUUAGGGGUCAGCUUUCUGGUUCUUCCCAAAUAUGAAAGGAUAAUGCAGAAGUACAACCUGCUGCCGGAGAAGUCCAUGUAUGAUUUGGUUCAUGGGUCCAGCCUGUGGAUGCUGUGUACUGACGUAGCACUGGAAUUCCCAAGACCCACUCUGCCUAAUGUUGUUUAUGUAGGAGGAAUCCUAACCAAACCAGCCAGCCCACUACCAGAAGAUCUCCAAAGAUGGGUAAAUGGUGCUAAUGAACAUGGCUUUGUCUUGGUGUCUUUUGGAGCUGGUGUCAAGUAUCUGUCAGAAGACAUUGCUAACAAACUGGCAGGAGCUCUGGGGAGAUUGCCUCAAAAAGUGAUUUGGAGGUUUUCUGGACCCAAACCAAAGAAUCUAGGAAACAACACUAAACUCAUAGAAUGGUUACCACAAAAUGACCUGCUUGGGCAUUCAAAGAUUAAAGCCUUCCUGAGCCAUGGUGGUUUGAACAGUAUUUUUGAAACUAUGUAUCAUGGUGUGCCUGUAGUGGGAAUUCCACUCUUUGGAGACCAUUAUGAUACUAUGACCAGAGUACAAGCAAAAGGCAUGGGGAUAUUGCUAGAAUGGAAGACAGUUACUGAAAAAGAGCUCUAUGAAGCACUAGUGAAGGUUAUCAAUAAUCCCAGCUACCGUCAGAGGGCCCAGAAGCUUUCGGAAAUUCACAAGGAUCAACCUGGUCACCCUGUCAAUCGAACUAUCUAUUGGAUAGAUUAUAUUAUUCGUCACAAUGGAGCCCAUCACUUACGUGCCGCUGUCCAUCAAAUCUCCUUUUGUCAGUAUUUUUUACUGGAUAUUGCCUUUGUGCUUUUGCUUGGUGCUGCCUUGUUUUACUUUCUCUUGUCUUGGGUGACAAAAUUUAUCUACAGAAAAAUCAAAAGUCUGUGGUCUAGAAAUAAGCAUAGCACAGUUAAUGGACAUUACCACAAUGGAAUCCUCAAUGGCAAGUACAAAAGAAAUGGCCAUAUUAAACAUGAAAAGAAAGUGAAAUGAGCCAACAGCCCAGGUGAUAGAAAUAAAUUGGUUCACUCAUUGAAUUUUUAUUGCUAUUAUUUAGUCUAACAGCUACUAAAAGUAAAACAUCAGUAAACAAUUCUAACAUGCCCUUAUGAGAUCUACUAAUGAAAUUCUGUGGAAUUAAGAUGGCUGUAAAAAGCACAAACCUAAAAUGCAGAAAUGUAUUUUAUUCAAAUACUGAUGUAGAGAGUUUUGGCACUGAACCUUUUAGAAGCCUUAAUUAUUUAAAUCAAUUCAGUGACUGUGUCAGACCUUAGUUUUAAAUCUUGAUAUGUGUGUGUCCCGGAUCAGGAAUGGUUUCAUUUUUCUUAAUAACGUGUGUGUGUGUGUGUAUGUGUGUGUGUGUGUGUGUGUGUGUGUGUGUGUCCUAAUUAAGAGAAUUUUUACUGGCUGCUUGUUACAUUUGUUGAGGGUACAACACACUCAAGAAUAAAGUAAAAGGAUAGUCAGGAUCCAGAUGUUUCUUUUCUAGCAUUUAAUGUGUGUGAACUCAGAACACUACUAUGAAAGAACACUUCCCCCCAAAACUGGAUGCAGAGGAAGAAAAAAAAAAAAAGAAAUGGCACAGAUUUUUGUACUUUUUGUUUUAGUUAUUUUGUUGUUGUUGUUGUUUUUAUUGUUUUUCUUUUCUGAUAGAGUAUGGCCACUUCUGGGGGAAAAACAUGUAAUUAAGUAAAUGUAUACAUUGGUUUUCACAUUUUACUUUUGUUUUCCCACUACCAAUAAUUUUCCUCUGGAAGAAUUUUAUAGUUUUUUCUAUUUCAUUUUAAUGGGUAACAAUAUGUUAAAUGCAUAAUUAAGACAAAGCAAUGAAAUUCUGACUUUAUUCAAAGUACUGAAGAUUAUUGCUUCUAGGGCAUUUUUAAACAGCACCAUUGUAUUGUUGAAUGUUUAUGUAACUGAUGGCUUUUCUAUAAUGUAACUUUUGAAUGUUCAGGUGUUACAUUUCCAAAGUUUAACUUUUAAAAAACCAUCUUCUGAUCCCUUUUAUUGUCUGGGCCAUACAAUCUAUAUUACAUAGGUGCCAACAUUUAAUUAUUUUAAAUGGAACAUUUGCAGUUUUCCAUAUUGAUACCUGCUUUUCCUGGAGAGGUUUGAGAUCUUGUUAACAAAUCAGACUUUACACUAUAUACAGACGUGACAGAUAAAUUGAACCACUUGUUUGUGAAAAUGAGUUCCUGUCAUCUUCCUCAUUCCCUCAGCCCUCACCCCAGCAGCCUUUUCCGGUCAUUGUGGCUGACAUGGAGCAGUGACAGUAUUCAUUUGAGAACAGGGAUGCAAGUCACAGACAUCAUAAAAUCAGGGUCUCCCUGCUGAAGCAUUCACUAGUUGGCAACUAUGAAUUUAUUCCAUGUCAUUCUGUUUACUUAGCACUUGCACUACCCUUGUUGGUUGAGUGUAUGCUUUAUUUGUUUCUAGUUUGAAAUCCCACAUCUGAUAGCUGAGAGUAGGCAAAUACAACAUUUACCUAAUGUCAUUCACUAACAUGGAAGAGUUGUGAAAAUUCUAGAGUGCUGUAAAUCCUUGGCAUACACUAUGACAAACAACUUCAUUACUUUCCCACCAGGAGCUGCUCUCCUGCACUUAGAAAUAAUGUCACAAGUAGUUUUCUAAUGUACAAUGCAGACAAAUGUACUGCUCUCUGAAUACUUGAAGAAAUGGUAUUAUACAUACAUAGAAACUUAUUAGUUAUACCUUUUCACAAUCUUAUUACGAUGUUGCCGUUAAAAGGGAAAAAAGACACAGGCAAUGAAUGGUGGGAUAGUAAGAGGACUUAGAGUGUAUGAAUGAGUUGAUUUUACUUUUUUGGAAUUUGAUUAAGUUGACAGUAGGCACUGAUUGGAUGAUUAAACAUAAGUUAAUCUCCACUGUGAUAAAAACUUAAAUAAUAAACAUGAUUUAAAAUAGAGAA